Molecule: messenger RNA, 3162 nt
Organism: Quercus lobata
Lineage: Eukaryota; Viridiplantae; Streptophyta; Magnoliopsida; Fagales; Fagaceae
Exons: 6
Coding region: 155-2944 (929 amino acids)
Molecular function (GO): zinc ion binding
Source: RefSeq, a predicted model, not a curated record
ACAACUUGCCUCAACAACUCUCACCUUCAGCAACUUCAAUCACAGAACCUCUCUUAAGAACUCUCACAGAGACUCAAACUCUCAUACAUAUUUAGCAGCAAAACAUUGCUCCUCUCACUCUCAUACAAUCUCAGCAGUACAUUUGCACAUCAUUAUGUCAAGUGCACAAUCUUUGAAGAAUAUUGACAUAAAUGUAUACUUCGGUGGACACCUUUACAAUCCUGAAGGGAUUGACGGAUUCCCAUUUAGAGGGGAGGGUAUCGAAUGCUACUACAUGAUGUUACGUCGUAAGUUGAAGACGUUGACUGAUUUGAAGAGGAAAAUAAUGGACGAAUUGAAAUUGAACCCUGCUUGGUAUGACAUCAAGAUUAUUUAUCGUUGCCCACAAGAAGUUCUUCAUGAACGGAUAAAUUAUGGGUAUAUGGCGAUUAAAGAAGAUAAACAUGUAAAGAUGAUGUUUAGUAGGAUCCAGAAAAUGCCCCAAGUAAAUGCUGCUGAGUUGUAUGUAAGUUUGGAGGCGAGUGUAGACAACAGUACUGAGGUGGUGCAAGAAACAUCUACGGCUUUACAAUUUACAACCCUAGAUGAUGGAUGCACUACAAUGGGAGGUUAUACGCUCUCAUCUCAAGAUUAUGUUGCGAAUACUGGUGGAACCCUCUACUCUCAAGAGACACAUUUAGAGGAGGAAGACGAAGACGAAGACGAAGACGAAGAUCAUGCUGUGAAUGAUGGUGAAAAUAAUGAUGAUAUGGAUCAGUACGAAGAGAGGAUUGAGCGAGGUGACUUUGAGAACGAUGUGGAUGAGCAUGAAGUCGUUCCUAAUUUUGAAGAGGAAAAUAUGGAGUACCAUGAUGAAGGUGAUGCAGAUGAUGAUGAUAUUGGUGUCCAGCAUGAUACAGAUACGACCACUGGCUACAGACCUCCUGCGGACUCAUUCUACGCAAAUACUUGGGAAAAUAUGGUUGAUCCUUCACGUCUUCAGAUACCAUAUCUUUGUACUUGGCAAGAUGGGAUGCAUUUUUGUAAAGGGUUGACUUUUGCAAAUAAAGCUGCGGUGAAGCGUGCAUUGAUAAUAUACGCAGCAAAGGAUAAUAGAAAUUUCUCCAUCCAAAGGUCGAGCACAACUGAAUUGUGCGCCGCAUGCAUUGACGACAAUUGCAAGUGGUACGUUGGGGCAUACAUGAAGCCUAAAUUCAAUGGUCUGUGGAUGGUCACGUCUUAUGUGGGUCCACACAGUUGUAUACCCUUUGGGCUGCGAAGAGAUGGUAGAAUGAUGGAUUCUAAUUUUGUUGCAUCAGAAAUUGUGGGAAGAUUGCGAAAAAAGCACACUGCUACUGUUGAUGAGCUUUGGGAGAUCAUCCGUAUUAAGUAUGAUCAUGAGCUUUCUUACUAUAAAGAUUCGGGUACCCAGUAUAGCUAUCACACCAUACCUAAGCCAUUAGAAGGUACUACGUUACUGCGCUAUGUAUAUUGGGCAUUCGCUCCAUGCAUUGCUGCAUUCCAGUAUUGCAGGCCAGUGAUCAGUAUUGAUGGAACUCAUUUAUAUGGUAAAUACAAAGGGGUAUUGAUGAUUGCAAUGGCAACCGAUGCUAAUCAAAAGGUUUUGCCUAUCGCCUUUGCUGUUGUGGACAAGGAGUCAGGGGCUAGUUGGGGGUGGUUUUUAGAGUGUUUCAGGACUUCGAUAGAGCGUGUUAUUGAAAAUAAGGACAUUUGCAUUAUUUCUGACCGACAUAAAGGUAUCAAAUGCGCCAUUCGAGAGUGGCCUAGAGGGCAAGACAGAAGAGAACGGGUAUAUCAUCGAUAUUGCCUUCGACAUGUUGCUAGCAACUUCAACACACAUUUUAAUAACCCGACUCUAAAGGCAUUGGCCUUGAAAGCUGGAUAUGCGACUCAUGAUGCUAAAUUUGUGUCCAUAAUGCAAACCAUUAAGGAGGCCGAGAUUAAUUUACUGAGGGGUGUAGACCCUACUGAUCGCCGGAUUAUACGUUAUAUGCCAUACACAUAUCUAAUGAGUGAGGAUGUAGACAAAUGGACCCAGUCACAUGAUGGUGGAAGACGUUACGGGGCAAUGACAACCAAUAUCUCUGAGUGCUUUAAUGGGGUUCUUAAAGGUGCCCGCGGUUUGCCCAUUGCUGCAAUGGUUGAGUUCACUUAUUUUAAACUUGUUGCAUAUUUCCACGAUCGACAUAAACAAAUUACUUCUGAUCUCUCUCGAGGUAAGGUGUGGAGUGAUUAUGCAAUGGAGAUCUAUAACAAAAAUGAGCAGAAAAUUGCAGGACACACUCUGAGGAAUUAUAAUCAUGCAGAGGGUAUAUAUCAAGUGGUUACCCCGUAUAACGACCAUAGAGCUGGAGGGGGAAAUCACAGUCAUGAUGUGCGCAUAUUUGAUAGAACCUGUGGUUGUGGAAAGUGGCAAAACUUGAAGAUCCCUUGUUCGCAUGCAAUUAAAGUUCUUAAAGCUCUGCAUCUCGAUGCGCCCAGCUAUAUUGACCCAUGUUACAGUCUGAACAACGCCAUUCUCACAUAUUCACAUAAUUUUGUGGUGCCAAAGUCAGAGUCAUUAUGGAGAGACGUUCGCGGACCACGGUGGGUGCCUGACCCACGAUUGUUGCGGGCCAAAGGUCGUCCUACGAUGUCAAGAAUAAGGAAUGAAAUGGAUGGGAGUGCCAUCUCUAUUCUUUUAACCAAGCACGACAAAAUGGAGUGGUGGAAAUCUAUUGUGAAAGGUGAUCCUGAAAUCGAUACUCAGAAGGUCGAACCUGAGUCCAGCAAACUAUCAGACCUGGAUCCAGAAACAAGGCAGACUGUUGAAAAGAUGAUGUUUGAUCAGAGGCAGAAGACCAUGGGGCUUCCAAGCAGUGAUGAGUUGCAGAAACAGGAGAUUCUGAAGAAAUUUAUGGCUGAGCAUCCGGAGAUGGACUUUUCGAGGGCAAAGUUAGCAUAAAUGGGACGGAUUCUGUUGAUCCUUUUUGGCAGCUAUAACUCAACCUGGCUUUCUCAUUUUAAUGUUGUUGGAACUUUUUCUCCCCCUUUAAUCCUCUGGUUCCUGAGGGUUAGAAUGGUUGACUCUGUUCAUAUGACCUGUUGGCUAAACUAUGGAUUCAGAUGAUAUUUUACAAGAUGAAAAAUAGUAAAAUUGUAGUGUUUGUGGUGGGUUUUUUU